AGGCUUCAGCAAGCGCGUUUGCUCAUAUUGCGCUUCUAUCCUGGGUCUCACGCGCGACGAUCUCGACCUUACCUCGCGAGGGACGACCUCCACCCAGUAACCCCCAGUACCAGCCGAUGCCGUACGCACUCACACUGCUCUCGCUCUCGCUCUGCCCGUGUGUUGCCUGUUGGCCUUGCGGCUUGCAGCUUCUCCUCUAGCUCCUCUCCCCCGUCCUAGCAAUUCAAACGACCUCCCUGGUAAAACUCACCUCGUCUCAACUACCCCCCGUACACCCCCUUUUCUUUUCCAAGGUAAAAAUCUCGAUCAAGGAAAAGAAUCUUCAAAAUGCCUAAGCAAAUCACCGACAUCAAGAAGUUCUUGGAGAUCGCCAGGAGAAAGGACGCCAAGUCGGCCAAGGUCAAGAAGACCCUCCUCCACCCUACCCCCGUCGGCCCCAACGCCGUCCUCUCCAAAAAGGCCAAGGCCGCCGCUGCCCAGGGCAAGCAGGUCACCAAGUUCAAGAUCAGGUGUUCCCGAUACUUGUACACCUUGGUCCUCGAGGAUGGUGAGAAGGCCGAGAAGCUGAGGCAGAGCUUGCCCCCUGGUCUCGCCGUCGAGGACGUCGGUGCCAAGGCUUCCAAGAAGUAAACAACCUCUUCCCCGUUGUUUUCUUCUUUCCGGCUCCUGUUUCUCUUCUACGACGACGACUCCUCCCACCUCUCUUUAUCGCCUCUCCACCUUCACCCCAAACCAACCAAAUCAAACAAUUCUCCCGACCUGGACCUAGGUCGAUCGAUCCUCUUCUACUCUGUCUUUGCACUAGAUUCGACCUGGGUCCGACUCACAAGGUUGGGAGAGAAACGGGACCGAUCUUCAUCUUUACCCCGACACAACAAUUCGACGAGGAACGGACGGCGGAUACGAAUGGAUGAGGGAAUGCUGGAAUGCUCUAUACCGAGACGGACGGCAGAUAGCCUAGGCAGUCGACGGUGGUUGUCUGGCUGGUACUCGUUCGCUUUGUCAUUUUUGUCUGUUCGGCCUUGUUAGAAUUAUGGAUGAAAUCGGUCUCGAGCAUUA
This is a messenger RNA of Filobasidium floriforme, 1059 nucleotides long. RefSeq names its product ribosomal protein L38e. Gene Ontology annotation, biological process: protein-RNA complex assembly; translation. The transcript is spliced from 4 exons. The record is from RefSeq and is a predicted model, not a curated record. NCBI's taxonomy places the organism in Eukaryota, Fungi, Basidiomycota, Tremellomycetes, Filobasidiales, Filobasidiaceae. Bases 328 to 630 code for a protein of 100 amino acids. Gene Ontology annotation, molecular function: structural constituent of ribosome. Gene Ontology annotation, cellular component: cytosolic large ribosomal subunit; ribosome.